Messenger RNA from Cuscuta europaea, 3879 nucleotides. NCBI's taxonomy places the organism in Eukaryota, Viridiplantae, Streptophyta, Magnoliopsida, Solanales, Convolvulaceae. The record is from the annotation of a GenBank genome assembly.
GGGAGUCCGCGGCUUCUUUCGUUUCAAUCCCGCUAAAAAACAAAAAGAAAACAACAUUAAAACGGAAACCUUCAAAAUCAAACCCUAAAACUCAAUUUCCAUCAAAAGAUAUAUCCAAACACAACAAUCGUGAUAUUGAAUCUGAUGGGCAAGAGCGAUGCUAAUCAGCAGUUGGCCGUUGCUAAGACGGCGUACCAUAAUGCUAAAGCUGAGGGCAACCGCCAGGAGGAGGCCAGGUGGGCAAAUAUGAUAGGCGACAUCCUCAAGAAUCGAGGGGAAUACUUCAAGGCUCUCAGGUGGCUCCGCAUUGACUACGAUAUCUCCGCUAAGUACUUGCCGGAGAAGCAGUUGCUGCCUUCGUGUCAGUCACUCGGCGAACUCUAUCUCCGUCUUCAUGAUUUCGAAAAUGCCCUAAUUUAUCAGAAAAAGCAUUUAGAUCUCGCCAGGAAUGAAAGUGAUCUUAUUGAACAACAAAGGGCAACCACUCAACUAGGGAGAACAUAUCAUGAAAUGUUCUUAAAGUCUGACAACGACCAUUUCUCUCUGAAAAAUGCUAAGAAGUAUUUCAAGUUGUCAAUGGAACUUGCUCAAACUCUGAAGCUGGGCCAACAAUAUGAAAAGUUCUCAUUUGUAAAGGAGUACAUUGAUGCACAUAAUAACCUGGGAAUGCUCGAAAUGGAUCUUGAUAACUUGGAGGAAGCCAAAACAUUUCUCUUGAAGGGAUUAGAUAUCUGUGAUGAAGAAGAAUUGAAUGAGAAUGAUGAUGCACGAAGUAGGCUUCAUCAUAACCUUGGAAAUGUUUACACAGAACUAAGGAAAUGGGAUAAAGCAAGAGAGCAUAUCCAGAAAGAUAUUGUAAUUUGUCACAAAAUUGGACACUGCCAGGGAGAGGCUAAGGGGUAUAUAAAUCUGGGUGAGCUGCAUUACAGGGUUCAAAAGUAUGAUGAGGCCAUGACUUGUUAUGCUAAGGCUCUUCAAUUAGCUAAAUCAAUGGAGGAUGAGGAUGCUUUGGUUGAUCAAAUAAAUCAAAACAUGCAAACAGUAAAGGCCGCACUCAAGGUACGGGAUGAAAUGGAAAAAGAAGAGCAAGUUCUAAAAAAAUUGGUAAGGAAAUUGGAUACAGCCAGAGGCACAGAUGGCGAGAGGAAGUGCUUACUGCAACAGUAUUCAUCUCUUGAUCAUCUCAUUGAGAAAGCCAGCACAAUCUUUGCAUGGAUGAAAUAUCAUGCAUAUGCCAAGAAAAGAAAGAAAAUAGCAAGCCAGCUUUAUGACACAGAGAAGUUGGGUGAUUGUUUUCUUGCUAUAGGAGAGUCAUACCAUAAGCUCAGGAAGUUUGAUAAGGCUCUGAAAUGGCACACAAAGAGCUGGGAAAAAUUCAAAGUAAUUGGGAACUUGGAGGGACAAGCACUGGCAAAAAUCAAUAUUGGUAAUGCUUUUGAUUCUAAAGGUGACUGGGAAUCUGCUUUGGCUUCAUUUAAAGAGGCUUAUAGCAUUGCUAUUGAAGCAAACAAGCCUGUUACUCAGCUGGCUGCUCUAGAAAAUAUGCACUAUAGCCAAAUGAUUAGAUUCGAUAAUGUAGAAGAAGCGAAGAGGCUACAAUUGCUGAUUGACAUGUUAAAGAAGUCGGGGAGUGAUGAUCUUGGAGUGCCAGAUCUUGCAGGGGGUUCGUGCUCUGAAACAGAAACAGAGGCAGGCCCCUCACCAUAUGAGGCAUCAGAUGCAAGUCUUUCACCAACAAGAAGUGAAUUCUGUAAUAAAAAAAUUAACUUUCAUGACACUGCUGAUCAAUCAUGUGAAGAUAUACUCUUGAUUUCCUUGCUUGAUCCUAAAAAGUCGGCUAAGAAGAAAAUUAGUAGCAUUUCCUCUACAGUUCCAUCUAAUUCAUUGCCUAGAAGCUUAACCAAAUCAAGUAGUAGUCAAACUGACAUGAUUGGUCGUAAACGUACCCGCAUUGUCCUGUCCGAUGAUGAUGAAAGUAAUGAGGUACUUUGCUCUGGAAGGAUUGUCAAUGAUACUCAGUUUUCUUUGUCCCAUAAUGUGUUGUAUAAUAAGGGUGCUGUAGAAGAUGUGGCUACGUCAGAUAAUUUUAAAAGUGGGAAACACCAGUGUACUGAUGCUCAUCAGGCUCAACAGGAUGUCUCGCCAGUAGCCUCAAAAUGUAUAGUUAAUGGUUGCACAGCUAUGAACUUUGAAGAGAGCACCUGUUCUGACAAAUCCAGGACUUCAAGAUUAGAUGAAAGCAACUUUAGAUAUUCCAGUCCACUCAGGCCUGUUGAAAAUUCUACUUCUCAUGCUAAUGACAACCCAGUACAUGCUAAUAAUGUUUGUGGUGAUGAGAAUUGUAAGCAUAUUAUUGUUAAAAUUGGUGAAGACUAUGUUCAUAUAGAACCAGAGUCAUGUAUUAUUGGCUCUGGUAUCAGCAUAGAACAACUGAAGAUUGAAGUGGCAUGUUUGUACUACAGAAAACUUCCUCAUGAGAAGAGAACACAAGGAUGUCAUCAAAAAACACUAAUACAAAUCUUCUGAGAUAUGGCUUCAGGAAAAGUGGAUGGAGCAUUGGUCAAGCUUAGAAAAGAUCUAGCAUUGUUUAGUUCAUCCAACAACUCUUCAAUGAUUGGAAUAGGGAACUUAUCAGGUCUAGUUCCAGUUAUUCAACAUGUGAAAUAUGAUGGAAGGGUUCUGGAAUCCUCUGAAACAGUUGAUAUUCUAAUUGACCACAUCAGCAGAAAGAGUUGCAUUGAAGUUUCUCUCGGUGUUUGGGUACCUAGGCCGUUGGUAGAACUAUACACUGCAUGCUGUAAAGAGCUAUCGGAGUUACCCAACAUGAACGUUCUCAGGAAAUUGUAUAACCAAGAGGUGUCCGAGGAUGAGAUAGUUGUAUCUGGUUGUGAGCUGCAAGAUGUAUCAGUGGCACCAUUAAUGAAAGCUUUAAAUAAGCACCAGACAAUUGCUUCUCUAGACCUUUCACACAACCUGUUAGGGAAUGGAACAAUGGAGAAGCUUAAAAAAGUACUUACUGCAUCACCUCAGACCUAUGGUGGGCUGGCUUUAGAUUUGCAUUGUAAUCGGUUUGGUCCAUCUGCUUUGUUUCAGGUAUGCGAAUGUCCUGUGCUAUAUAGUCGGCUAGAAGUGCUUAAUAUCUCCAGGAACCGUUUGACCGAUGCAUGUGCAUCUUACCUUUCGACCAUCUUGCAGAAAUGCAAAGCUCUGUACAGUUUGAACGUUGAACAAUGUUCCAUCACAUCCAGAACAGUUCAAAAAAUUGCUGAUUCUCUGGAUUUAGGAUGUAUGCUCACACAUCUUUAUUUAGUGAACAGGACACAACCAUCCAGUUUCUGGAAAUGCUUUGAUGAAUGUCUUGUCUAAGCUUGCCGGUUUGAAAAAUUUUCAAGAGCUUGAUUUGAGUGGAAUGAAGUUGAGCAAACCAGUGGUAGGUAAGCUUUGUGAGCUCGUUAAGAACACUAGCUUGUCAGACUUAAUACUGGGAAGUACAAGUAUUGGAAAUGAUGGAGCACUUGAAAUACUUAAGUCAUUCUCCGAGAAGAAUCGAGAAACUGGGAAACUUGACUUAUCAUCUUGUGGAUUGAAUUUCUUCUGCAUUGCUAGAUUAAACAUUGAAGUUUCCUUAGUAAGUUCUAUUCUGGAGCUGAAUCUUGGAGGAAAUCCCAUCAUGGAAGAGGGUGGAAAUGAAUUGACAUCCUUGAUUAGUAAUCCACAAUGUUGCUUAAGAGUUUUGAUACUAUGCAAAUGCCAACUUGGUCCCCGGCAAGUUGUCGGGAUACUCAAGGGACUAUCAGAAAACUGUCAUCUGGAAGAGCUCAAUCUUGCUGAUAAUCUUGAUGAACUCCACAAAAACCCCGUCCCAUCAAGAGACUCUCU